UCAAUGAUCAGUCUCACUGAGUCGUGCGGGCCCAAAAUGGUCAUGAGUUUGCUCUUCGUGGUCGUCUUGGGACUGGCUAUCAGCAGCCCUGCUAAUGCAGCCCCAUUUUCUUCUAGGCGGAAUUCUGGAUCAACACGGAACAAACUGCUGCUCAUCUCUUUCGAUGGUUUCCGUUGGGAUUACGAUCAAGACGUGGAUACUCCCAAUCUGGAUAAAAUGGCCAAGGAUGGUGUGAAAGCGCAUUAUGUCACGCCACCCUUUCUUACCAUCACCAGCCCUACACACUUCACCCUGCUUACAGGACGUUAUAUCGAGAAUCAUGGAGUUAUCCAUAACAUGUGGUUCAACACGACGACUCAGGAGAAGAAGCAGUACUACAUGACGCAGUUUGUUGAUUCCUACUGGGACAACGGCAGCUUACCCAUUUGGAUAACAGCACAGAGACAGGGACGAAAAGCGGGCUCACUACAUUUUCCUGGCACAGCUGCGACCUACAAAGAAGAAACCGUGAGGGUAAAACAAGUGGAACCUCGUUUCUACGACCAUUCUAACGAGACCGAUUGGAGGCAAAACAUUGACAAAGUGAUCGGAGAGUGGUUCCACCGACAGGACUUGGAUUUUGUAUCCUUGUACUUUGGGGAACCGGACAAGGUUGGGCACAAAUACGGUCCAGAUUCCCCAGAGCGCCGGGAGAUGGUCCAGCAAGUAGAUCGAACCGUCGGCUACAUCCGGGACGAGAUUUAUUACCACGGUUUGACCGAUCGACUCAACAUCAUCAUCACCGCGGACCACGGGAUGACGACAGUAUUUCGGGGCGAACCGGUCCAGGAGAUUAUACUGUCGAAGAUCCCGGGCUUCAGCUUUUGGGAUGUCAAAUUCCAUCUGGUUGACUACGGCCCUACUGGAAUGCUGCUUCCUAAAGAAGGAAAGCUGGAGAAGGUCUACCAGGCGCUGAAGGGAGCCCACCCUCGUCUUCACGUGUAUAAGAAAGAGGAAAUGCCGGAAAGACUACAUUAUGGCAACCACCCUCGACUUCUUCCCAUAAUCCUCUUCGCCGAUCCGGGUUACGUGAUCAAUGGGCUGUUUCCUGUGCAGUUUCACAAAGGAGAGCACGGUUUCGACAAUCAAGUUUUGGACAUGAAGCCUUUCUUUCGGGCGGUGGGGCCUGACUUCCAACAAAACUUGGUGGUAGGGCCCUUUGAAACAGUCAAUGUGUACCCACUGAUGUGUCAUUUACUUGGGAUAGAUCCCGAGGUCAAUGACGGGCACCUUGACAUCACUAAGCACAUGCUGAGAAACACAGGAGGAGAAAACAAAAGUCAAGAACCCAACACUUGGUCACAAAUUACUGUUAGCUUAUCAGCAGUGACUGGAUUUCUGGUCUUGGUGUUUAUCGCGGCGACUUCCCACACCUUGUAUAAGAGGAACUCAGCAAAAAAGAGUUCCAAAGAGAGCUCCCCUGCUGAUGAAGAGGAAAACGAAAAGCAAACCAGUUUUUAAGUGUUUUCCUUGAUUGCAUCCUUGAAUUUUAUUUCAUUGAUUCACAAGGUUUCUAAAGAGGUUUUUAAUGAACCACCGGAGGUUAACUGUGCAUAGCAGAUUUGUUUGCUGACAAGGUUUUGUAUAUAUUUGAUUUUGGUCUUGAUUUAGCGAGCGUGAUGACUCGUCAGCAAUAGUUAAAUAGCACAACACUUAUCUUGUAGUGUCUGACUUCGAUAAGCCUUAUCAAAUGCAUAAAAAAGCACUUCUAUACCUUUGUUGAGAUGACAAAGUUCAGUCUGUAUUGAAAUCACGUGUGAUUUAUUAUAUUGACCAUAGUGCCUUUUUUUUUUUUUUAUAAGACCAUGAAAUCUCUAUCAUCCCCAACAUAUGCACUCACUGACACCUCUUUCUGUGCACAGAAGAGAAUGUGGUUCUUAAUAUUAGUGUAGACCCCUUCCAAGGCCAAACCCGCCUAGGCGGGGUACAGGGUACAGCGGUAUGAAAAAGUAU
Molecule: messenger RNA, 1992 nt
Organism: Corythoichthys intestinalis (scribbled pipefish)
Lineage: Eukaryota; Metazoa; Chordata; Actinopteri; Syngnathiformes; Syngnathidae
Product: ectonucleotide pyrophosphatase/phosphodiesterase family member 7-like
Exons: 6
Coding region: 4-1500 (498 amino acids)
Source: RefSeq, a predicted model, not a curated record